GUCGUGGCAUCAACACCGUUCAAGGUCGCCUGCUUUUUGUACAGAUAAACACUUAUCUGUUUUUAGUCUUACUGUGGAGUUCUGAAGCGGUACACGCGAGUUUGAAAGAGCUAUAAUGUCGAUCGACCUCUACUACACGGCCGGGUCAGCGCCCUGUCGCCUGGUGUUACUGGUGGCUGCCGCAUUAAACCUCGAACUCAAUCUUAAACCUCUAGACUUAAGGGCCGGAGAACAGCUCACACCAGAAUUCUUACAGCUGAACCCACAACAUACAGUCCCCACGAUCGUAGACGACGGCUUUUCGCUAUGGGAAUCGCGCGCCAUCAGCCGAUACCUGGUCAACAAGUACGGAGGGGCAGCCCUGUACCCUGAGGAUCCGAAGGCCAGGGCUUUGGUGGACCAGAGACUGGACUUCGACUUGGGUACACUGUACCCCAGAUUUGCGACGUACUUUUAUCCCCAAGUCUUCGGCGGUGCUCCUGCUGAUGAAGCCUUGUUGAAGAAGCUGGAAGAAGCUCUCAAGUUCUUGGACACCUUCUUCGAAGGUCAGAAGUAUGCUGCGGGCUCAGAACUGACCUUGGCUGACCUGUCGCUCGUGGCUACUGUGUCUACUAUUGACGCUGCUGGCAUAUCCAUCGAAUCCUACCAGAAUGUCAACAAAUGGUUCGAGUUGGUCAAAUCCACCGCGCCUAAAUACGACGAAGCGAACGGCCAAGGCGUAGAAAUGUUUAGAGCCUUCGUGGCACAACUCAAAGCCAAGACGGAGCUGUAAUCGUGAGACUUAGUGCAUAGUUUUAUAUUAAGUAGAUUGAUACAUAAGUGGAUAAUAAAGUGAAAUUUUAAGUAAAA
This is a messenger RNA of Ostrinia nubilalis (European corn borer), 849 nucleotides long. It is a transcript of the gene GSTd3, whose product is annotated as glutathione S-transferase 1-1-like. The record is from RefSeq and is a predicted model, not a curated record. Gene Ontology annotation, molecular function: glutathione transferase activity. Gene Ontology annotation, biological process: glutathione metabolic process. Bases 116 to 772 code for a protein of 218 amino acids. NCBI's taxonomy places the organism in Eukaryota, Metazoa, Arthropoda, Insecta, Lepidoptera, Crambidae. The transcript is spliced from 5 exons.